ACCAACCGUCCACGCUUUAAGCCAUAUUGAUACGGAGUCAAAACUAAUGAAACUCUUAAAAUACUAUUAAGAAACACAGUUCCUAAAUUUGGAAAGAAGGAAAAAUGAAAAGGACAUACUGGUAUUAGAUGCCAAGUGAUGAUUAAAAGACUAAACUCGAACUCAUCUGCCUUUCCCCUCAUUGUGAUUUUCCCUCGUUACGCUUUCAAUUAUUAACUGCUUCAAGUUCAACUUCUAUCUCUUCUGGGCUAGGGUUUCAUUUUCAAUUUUAAAUAUCUUACCAAAACCAAAAAAGAAUAUUUACUAACGAAAUUCCCCAAACUAUGGUUAGUCCAAAACCGGAGGGCAAGGGAACGGUGCCCUGCGGUUUCUGCAACGAGCAAAUAGCGGUUCUCUACUGCCGAGCUGACUCGGCCAAGCUUUGUUUAUUCUGCGACCAGCACGUGCACUCCGCGAACCUGCUCUCCCGCAAGCAUCUCCGCUCUCAGAUCUGCGAUAAUUGUGGCACCGAACCGGUUUCCGUUCGGUGCGCAACAGAUAGUUUGGUUCUUUGUCAAGAGUGUGAUUGGGACGCGCACGGUGGUUGCUCUGUGUCGGCCACACACGAUCGCACCCCCGUGGAAGGGUUUUCUGGCUGCCCAUCGGCUCUGGAGCUGGCUUCGGCUUGGGGAUAUGAUCUCGAAGAGAAGAAACUCUCUGAUCAGAGCUGGAACAGGGACUACCAAGAUUUGAUGAUGCCAGCGGUGGAAUCGUGGGCCUACAAAACGAGCGUGCAAGAGAUGAUGGUACCUUACGAUAGUUUUAGCUACGGGGAGAUGUUGAAGAAGCAGAAUCUCGGAAGUGGGAAGUGCAAGCAGGUUAUUUAUAAGCAGCUUGUGGAUUUGAUGAAAAGAGAUUUCAUGGGCGGCGUUGUCGCCGACGGUGGCGGCGGAGUUGGGGAGAAUCUGGUGUCAAACGUGGAAUCAAACGGCAGCUUUUUGGCUCGACAAGACGUCAUACAGCCGCAACUGCAACAGGAAACGCAAACGCCGUUUACUUCUUUGCUUAUGAUGCAAACGCAAGAGAGCGAACGCGUUGUGGAUGGAGUAAAUGUAUUGUGGAAUGGUAAUUUAAAUGUUCAAACUCCUCAGAAUUUUUUACAGAUAUGGGAUUUUAAGUUAGGGCGGUUGAGGGGUGAGGAAGAGUGUAACAAAUCCCAAUCGGAAGAAGUUGGGUACGGGGGAAGUGAUGCUGGUUUCAAGAUUAAGAAUUUCAGUGAACUUAUGAAAGACACGUCUUUGACAAAUGUUAAAUUGCUGGGAGAUAUUUGCCACAUCGACUACCCUCCUACUUCACAAGACGAUAUGGCUUCAGUCAAUAAUAAUAACCCGAGUAAUCCAGGUGCAAAUCAAGGACCAGCCACAUCUGAGAGCAACAACAUACCAAUAGCAAGGCCAUCUUCGGGUGCAGCUUUUGGUAAAACCAAAUGUUCUAGCAGUUCUAAUGAUGUUCACUUCAUGCAGCAACCUUUCCUUGUGAAGGGUGCCCAAGCAAGGCCAGCAGCACCUAACAAGGCUGAUCUUGAGUUGCUGGCACAAAACAGAGGCAAUGCCAUGCAACGCUACAAGGAGAAGAAGAAAACACGAAGGUAUGAUAAACACAUCCGAUAUGAAUCGAGGAAGGCAAGAGCUGAUACUAGGAAGCGAGUGAAAGGUCGAUUUGUGAAGGCUGCUGACGCUUCUGCUGGAUAAAGCUGUACGGAAGUGAUCUCCUUGCUCGGAUUGCUCUGUAUAUAUUUCUUAUGUUCGUCCAUAGUAAAUGUAUAAUUUAGCAUUCCAUAUUUCUCGCAUUUGUUGCCUGCUUGUUUCAUCAAAUUAAAAAAUUAACCCUCUCCUAACACCGCAAACAGGGGAUGUUUUGAAUUAUGGUAGGGAAAAGGCCGGGUGGAGGAUGUUUGUGCUUGUGGUGUGUGGCUGUCUUGAUGCGCUCUGAGGCCUUGUUUGGUUCAUGGAAUUUUUCGAGCAAAGGAAAAUGAAAUGUAAGGAUCACAUUUUCUUAUAUUUUGUGGCGAUGAAAAAACAUGAGGGAAACUUUAACUAAAGAAAAUAUAAUGAAAGGCAGUAACAAAUUAUUUCUUUUUCCUCUCGAAAGAAUGAAGAAGAAAAAGGAAAAAACAUUAGGGGGAAAAUUUAUUUGAUGCUGUUUUCGUUCAUCCCGUAUCGUUUAUCUCUCCUUCAUCCGUACAGUUGUAGCAAGUAGACACUUAAGGACCGAUCAAAGCCAAGGUCCCCGACAGAACCCACCAGAAUUCAACGAAGCGGUGAAUAUUUGGCGGGGAUGAGGGGUGAAUAUUUGGUGGCGAUGACUAUGAGAUCAUUUGGAUGCGCAAUAAGAU
Messenger RNA from Durio zibethinus, 2374 nucleotides. Its product is annotated as zinc finger protein CONSTANS-LIKE 14-like. The record is from RefSeq and is a predicted model, not a curated record. Lineage: Eukaryota; Viridiplantae; Streptophyta; Magnoliopsida; Malvales; Malvaceae. Gene Ontology annotation, molecular function: protein binding; zinc ion binding.